Portunus trituberculatus (swimming crab) is the source of this 2327-nucleotide messenger RNA. Its product is annotated as protein FAM8A1-like. NCBI's taxonomy places the organism in Eukaryota, Metazoa, Arthropoda, Malacostraca, Decapoda, Portunidae. The record is from RefSeq and is a predicted model, not a curated record. Bases 168 to 1097 code for a protein of 309 amino acids. The transcript has 7 exons.
UUGAACUUUGUGGUUCUUAUCAUGACGUGGCUUUAGAAUUCGUGAUGGGGCUGUGUUUAUUAUUGAUGCAGUGUUAUGCCGAGCCUUGCUGUGGCUACUGCUAUGUUUGGUGACGGCGUUUAGUAGUGUCGCAUCCCUGCUUCUCUCUUCCCUCCGACAAGCUGAUCAUGGCUGCAGCAACACAAGAACAACGAGCUCAGCACACACAGCCACAGCAGGAGCAGCAAUACGGCAACAAUGAGGAGUACAUCACAGCGCUGCAGGGUUGGAUUGCCCAGCUGUACCAACUGCAGUGUGUGGCCAUGUCCUUCCCUUACUUCCUGGCCAGUCUACACUCUCAGGCCUCUCAGGGUGUUCCUCUGAUCCCUCCAACCCUGGAACAUUCUACAACAUCCCUUCCAACCCCACCCACCGCCACCCGUACCACCACCACACCACAGCAGCAGCAACAACAGCAGCAACAACAGCGACCACAACAGCAGCAGCAACAACAGAGGCAACAGAUACCACAGAGAGGAAUAGAGUACAAGAUCCCCCCAGUGUGGAAGAGGCUUGUAGCAGAGGUCAUUGACUUUGCCCUCCUCUUUGUCAUCAAGCUUGCCGUCACAUUUGCUGCUGUGGACACUUUUGACCUCUUCAGUAACGUCAAGAAAUAUGAAUUUGAGAACCUACGUGCUGAUUUCCUGGCCGACUACCACCUGGCUUUCCAAAUGACCUCAGAGAUCCUUGUCCUGGAGCUCAUUCAUCGUGUGGCCACUUGCCUUUUUGAGGCCUUGUGUCUCCACCGUGGGUCAGGGGGAGCAGGAGGAGCCACACCUGGUAAGAAGAUUAUAGGUCUCCGUGUGGUGUACUGUGAGUGGGUGGCGCCAACUGCAGCAGAUCAGGCCCUGGUGUAUCCUGCAUCGGACCUUGGACUAGCCCGGGCCAUUCUUCGGUCAGUCAUGAAGAACUUCCUGCUGAUGUUCCUGUUCCCUGUGUGCUUCACUUUCAUCUCCUUCCACCACAACCGCACCAUUUAUGAUGUGCUGGCUGGCUCUGUGGUUGUGGAGGAAACGCCGCUCCGCCAGCGCAACAAUCACAACAAUAACAGAAACUGAUUGUUGUUUCCUACUACUGCAAUUAUUUUACCUCUAGAUGUUUUUAUGAGUUUCCAGCAUUCACCACCACUACUGUGGAGUGCUGUGAAAUGCAGUGUCUGUUUACACUGCAGGGGAGUUCUGUAUCUACAUCCCAGUGUACAGUUGGCAUUUUCUUAAGUGACUGCCUGCUCCAAGGUUUACCCUGCCUAGUCUGGUCUGUAGUGACUGGGAGGAUUAAAGACAGUGGAGAAAGGAACUAGCCACUUUGCUCUGUAUGCUGAGGUCUGGGAUUGAGUGGUGCUUCCAGUCUAUCACUGACCUUCAUUUAAUUUUCUCACCUUUACUUAACAUAGCAAAUCUGUUAUACACGUCUUCACCAUUGAGAACCUGAUGCUUCACCACCUAGUACUACUUCAGGUACAAGGAAGUCUGAGAAUUAGUGAUUAAUAUUUUUGUGUCCUUGUGUAAUGUCUUUAUAUAAUAUGGGCCACAUCUUCCAGAUUAAUGAUACAGCCACUACUUCUACCAUUGCUUAUAAUUAUGCUGGUUUUAUUACUGCUGCUACUUCUACUACUAUCUCUUAUCACUACUUUUUUCUGUUUUAACAUAUUUUACGUACAUUUGGAAAUACUUUGAGGUAAUUAGUGUGUAUUUUGAUACAUAUGAUUUUUCUAUACAAUGCCUAUAUCAAAAUUUUUGACAGCUUUUUUUUUUUUUUCCAUGUUGUCAUUGAAUCAAUGAUUUUAGUGAAUGAGUUACUGUAAUAUGGACAUGAAUUAGAAAGGAGAUGCACUUCAGACACCUUAUGGUUCUGAUAUUAUCUCUGGUGGUGAGGAGGAAGACCAUAUUCAUCUUCCUCGGCUCUGGAGAGUGUGGGAGUGCUGGUUUGUUGACAGUUUACUGAGUGUGUGGAAUAAUGCACUACUGUUAUAGUGAAAAGAUUUUCUUCCUUUCAAAGUGAGACGUCUCAGUAUUACAAAAGAAUGUCAAAUACUACUGUGCUACAUUUACCUCUACUAUACAAUCAUUGGACCUGUUGAAUGGAAGGGACCAGUUCAUAUUGUAUCAUUGUUAUUUACUGAUUGAACUUGAGAAUGUAAAGAUAGAGUAUAUACUCUAGUUGUGUGGAUGAGAGAGUGUGUGUUUUUCCUACCUGAUUAUCUACUUUAAAUCAUCCUUGUAUUAAAGGUAAUCACAAACUCAUGGAAAAUCAGGUUCCCAAAGAAAUAUACCUAUAGUAAAUACUAA